CAGCAAAGCGGAAGAAGAGAGCCUGAUAUUUUUUAUUCAGUUUCAAGGGCACUACGUCUGGUUACUGUAGCCAGUUGAGAAUUCAGAACAGUUCAGAAGAUCAAAGAAGGCAGUUUUUGUUUGGUAGAGAUUUUUGAAGUAUUGCUUUGUCUGGAUUUUUAAUUUUACAGAGUGUUUGUGUUGCUGGAUUUGCUAAAGGCGGUCUUAGACAAAGUGGAAAAGGUUACAUGAAAGAAGCUUUCAGGAAUUUUCAGCUGACAGACGUUCACAACUCAUAAGGAAGUAGGAAACUAAUGUGAUUCGUUCUGUUCAACGGGUUUUUUCGUUUAUAUAGUUGCUCUUCACUUUUAACAAGUAGAAAUUUAGUUGUGCGUAGCCAGUGGGAUUGCAGGAACUGGGGCAGUGAUCACUGGUCGAGCUUUCAGCUGAGAUUACAGUGCUGGCAGAUUUUCCCUGACAAAAAGCCUUUUGUGUAAAGGAACAAGUAACGAAGCUGCCAAGAACUUUGAAUACUGUAUGUCAAGAUGCAGAGCCGCCUUGUUUCUCUUGGGCUGGAGUUGUAAAAUUUGACAGACGCUUUCAGUCCAUACUACAACACUAGAAACAGGAAAAGAGGGAUAGUGUGACCUUGGGGAGACCAGCUUUCCUGAUGAUACAAAAAGAAGAGCUCCCAUUGCAUUUCCUGUUGUAAGUUAAUAGACUGAACUGAUGUAAUAAACAAUUGUGUAGAAGGUAACGAAUAGUAAUAACAAAAGUAAAAGCUAUAUUGUGGUUUGCCCAACAUGGAAGCAAAUAACACUUCACCUGGCAGCAGUGAGCUUUUAGAUCUAGGCCAUGCAACAGAGACUGAACACAGACAGCCUUUCUUCACUACAUUUUCUAUGAAAGCACUUUUUGGAUUUACUACUAAAUUGGAACCAGCAACUCUGAAAAAAGAAGCAGUACUUAAGGCAUUUCGAACUUUUGAUGCUGAUACAAAUACCCAAGCUGCCAACCAAGACAAGGGUGGUGGUGGUCAUGAUGAUCCAGAAGUAUAUCAUGUGCUUCCCAAAAUACAGCAGGCUGACCCGGAGGCCAGUGGGCAGGCUGACCUGAAUAUGGAGCUAGCUGAACAGAAUGAACCAUCUCUUCCUCCUUUAGAGUCUGUACAGUCUCCUUUGUCUGAAUGUGACAGAGAUGACAAGGACGCCAUUUUUGUACAAAGUACUUUGACUUAUACAACAAGUGAUACAGUGUUGGACAAUGAGAGUACAGACCUAGACAGUGAUGAAGACGAAACAAACAAAUCUGUGUUAAAUAUUGUGGCUUUGUCUUCUGAGUCUUUAGAGAAUAACAACCAGGCUAAGGAAGAAUUGGAAUCAGAAGGGUCCAGUGAAAGUAAUGCCACUGUGGAGAGAGAUGAAACUGAAUCAACCUCAUCAAUUUCUCAGCAGCUUCCAACAGAGCUGAAUGGUGAUCUGGAAUGUAGCUCAGCUACAGAAGACAAAAUGUUAACAGACGAGCACUGCACUGGCCCACCUUCUCUAGGGGAGAAUCCUCAAGAGCCUAUGAGUGGAGAAGAACAAGGAUCUUCAGAAAAUGGCUCUAAUAACACAUCCUCCCCAAAAUCAGCCAUAGGUCAAAAGACCUCUCAGCUACCUGCUUUCUUUAGUGGAUUGCGUGUGCGAAAAAAAGGUCUAGCUGCAGAGGAUGGAGAGACUAUCAGAGAAAUUAAACCGAAGGACAGUGAUUUGGCUCUGCUUAAAUUAAAACAGCCUGUUAAGAAAUCUAAUAUUACAUCAGACGUGCUCACUAAAAAGAAACCAGCUGAGCCUAAAACAAGUCCUACUUUCCUGGAACAGCUCUCUCAGCUGUUCGUCCCUAAAAAUGAAGAUAAAGCCGAAAAUUCAGGUGAGGAGACUAGUGAGACUGACAGCAGUGAUGAAGGCCAGGAGAGCAAAGCCACCGAUAGAACAGAGACCCUGUCCCCUGCUGAAGAAACAAAGUCAAGCCCACCGGAGUCGGCAUUAGAUGCGUUUAAAGCUUUGUUUACCCGGCCUCCAAAAAAGGAGAUGACUGUUGAUACUUCAGAGCUGGAAGCCAUCAAACGCAAAAUGAGAAAUGAAAAGGAGUUGUUGAAAGCAGUAUUUGAAAGAUCAAAAUCAAAGUCUGUGGAUGGAGCAUCUGACCUGAAAUCUCCUGACCUGAAUCCCUCAGAGCAAGAUGACAAAACUCCAGGGAAACUCCAGGCUGUCUGGCCACCACCUGAAAUCAAUGAUGGAAAAGAAAAAGUGGGGUUGAAGUACACUGAAGCAGCUCACCUAAAACUUUACAAGGAGGGACCACCAGAGUACCAUGCUGCAAUUUUGCAAUUAAAGAGGGAAAACAAGGAAGAAGUAGAAAACGUAAAGUCUCAGUUUGAACUCCAGAUCUUUCAUAUUCGUGGAGAGCAUGCUGUAUCGAACACAAAGCUUGAGGAAACCAUUGCAAAUCUCAAGAAUGAACUAGAAAACAAAUUAAAUAGAAGAAAUGAGGAAGUAAAGGAUGUCUGUGUAUCCACUGAAGAUGAUAACCCACCAAAGACUUACAGAAAUGUAUAUAUACAAACUGACAGAGAAACCUUCAUAAAGCCUAGUAAAGAGGAAAAUAUACCAGUGAAGAAUAACCAGAUGGUACCUAAAAAGCUUAAUAUUUCUUCCUUAAAUCGUAGUAUUUCUGCCCCAAAUGACAAUAAGGAACUGUGUCACUGUACACAAAUUUCAGAAAGUCUCGCAUCUUGUGAACAGAAACCAAUGUCAGUAUCUCUAACACCACCACCACCACCACCACCACCUCCUCUUCCUGAACCUUCACUACCAGCUUUAGUUUCACCAUCACCUCCCUUGUUACCAGAUUUGGCAUCCACUCCAUUGACAUCCCAAUUUGGAUCUGGGCCACUGCCACUUCCUUCAGGUUGUGGGAAUCCUCCACCACCGCCACUGCUACCGCCCCCACCACCACCACUCCCAGGUUUCGGGCCUUCUGGUCCACCUCCCCUGCCUGGCUCUGGGCCUCCUCCUCCACCACCACCUCCUGGGUUCUUUUUCAAUAGCAUUCUGUCUUCAAACCAAGGUCCUCGAAAGCCUGCCAUUGAACCGAACUGUCCCAUGAAGCCUUUGUACUGGACUAGGAUACAAAUCAAAGACAGCAGCAAAACAUCUAUACCAACUUUAUGGGACUCAUUAGAAGAACCUGACAUAGUUGAUACUAGUGAAUUCGAAUAUUUAUUUUCCAAAGAUGCAGUUCAGGAAAAAAGAAAAUGCUUAUCAGAGUCUUACGAAAAGAAAACAAAGGCCAAAAAGAUUAUCAAGCUGAUGGAUGGAAAGCGAUCUCAAACUGUAGGAAUUUUGAUAUCCAGUUUGCACCUGGAAAUGAGGGAUAUUCAACAAGCUACACUAAAUGUGGAUGACUCCAUAGUAGACCUGGAAACACUGGAAGCACUGUAUGAGAAUAGAGCACAAAAGGAUGAACUGGAAAAAAUAAAGCAGUAUUAUGAGACUUCAAAGGAAGAGGAACUGAAGCUCUUGGACAAACCAGAACAAUUUUUAUAUGAGUUAUCCCAGAUCCCCAAUUUUGCAGAACGUGCCCAAUGUAUAAUCUUCCAGUCUGUUUUCUCUGAGGGGAUAACCUCAGUGCAUCGUAAAGUGGAUGUUAUUACUCGUGCUUCUAAGGAUUUGCUGGACAUGAGAAGUGUGAAGGAAAUUUUAGGCUUGAUUUUGGCUUUUGGAAAUUAUAUGAAUGGGGGGAACAGGACACGAGGUCAAGCAGAUGGAUUUGGUUUGGAAAUUCUUCCCAAACUAAAGGAUGUCAAGAGCAGAGAUAACGGUAUUAAUCUUGUGGAUUAUGUUGUCAUAUAUUACCUACGACACUUCGACAAGGAUGCAGGAACAGACAAGAGUAUUUUUCCUCUACCAGAACCACAAGAUUUCUUCCAAGCCUCCCAAGUUAAGUUUGAAGACCUAAUAAAAGACUUAAGAAAACUGAAGAGAGAUCUAGAAGCCUGUGAAAAGCAGAUGAGAGUCGUUUGCAAAGAAUCUUCAGAACAGCAUCUCCAGCCGUUCAAGGAUAAAUUGGAAGAGUUUUUUCAGAAAGCUAAAGAAGAACAUAAGACAGAAGAGAGCUGUUUGGAAAAUGCACAAAAAAGCUUUGAAGAAACAGUGGGAUACUUUGGGAUAAAGCCAAAGUCUGGUGAGAAGGAGAUCACACCAAACUACGUUUUCACUGUGUGGUAUGAGUUCUGCAGUGACUUCAAGACCAUUUGGAAACGAGAGACUAAAAACAUUUCCAAAGAAAGACUGAAAGAGGCUCAGAAAUUCGUAAGCAAGUUAACUGAAGAGAAAAAGGUUGAAACAAAGAAAAUCAAUCCCAUGGCUAGUCUGAAAGAAAAACUACGUCAGAAGGAAGCCAGUGUGACCACUAACUGAAAGAAGACACAUGAAAAUAAUGACUGUGUGACUUAAUACCUUGCAUGAUGCUUUACUAUGCCCAUUCCCCAGGGAGCACCUUAUGUUAAUGUUAUGCAGUUCUGCUUUUCUCAUCUCUUUCUGAGACAAUCCACUAAAGACUUUCCAAUCCCUUAUAAAGAGUUUGCUCAUUCAGUAGAGGGAAGUAGCUGUUUACAGGGGAAUUAUGAAGGGUUUUAUAUAACUCUUCCUUACAUGGCUUAAAAUGCAAUUCUUUUCUAGAUGGUUCUUUGAAGUACUUAUGCAUUGUGCACUAAUGUGGAAAAGAUAAAAACAGGAUUUUGGAUGUUGAAUUAAGUAACAGCUAACAACCUGUAUAUUGCUUACUUUAGCUUCAUGUAAAUUACCACAGAGGUACAGUUCAACUCAUGAGAGGCUAUUCUAUCAUAAGCUUUUAGUCCUCAGGGCAACUGAGGGCAACUUAGAUUCUAAAUCAUUUUUGAUAGUCUAAAUAAGUAUUAAAUUCAUUUUGUUAAAACUGAUGCAAGUUUAUUAUAAUUAAUAUAUUCUGUAUUUUAUUACAGUUAUUUUUAUAGAAAACUCAGUCUAUGCCAUAUGCAUUGAAAUAGGAAUAAUAUUUUGCACAUGUGGUGAGAGAAAUAGCUUCAGAUUCUGUAGUCUUAUAAUAUGUAGAUGAUAUAACUGGCAAAUUAUUUUUAUGGUUUUGACUUGAUGUUUCUUAUGUGUUCUUCGUGUUGCCUGUUUCAAAAAGACAAAGGACAGAAGCAUUUUUUAUUUCAAAUUAUCAAGAUAAUAAGAUAAUUUAUUUGUCAUCAUUCAUCUAACUGUAGUGCAUAACACAUCUCCAUAGAGUCAUAUAUUUACUGCUAAAUGUCUGGCUUUAAAUUGUAUUGAAGCUCAUAUUCUUUAACAAUAAGCACCUCACUAUAAAACAUAUUAUACAGCCUUCUCUUGUCUCCCCAUAUAUUUAUAUCUGUAUGUAUAACACAAACAUGUACUCUACUAUGUUAGAAUUUGAGGAAGAAGUAAGAGAAUCUUGCUGUCAUCUUGUCAUAAUAUAACCACUCUUUGCGAAGUGUCCGGCUGAGUGCCCUGAGCUCCAUUGUUACUUUCAGGCACUCAUUACAUCACAGGAUCAGUUUCUUAGAAAGAGAGAUCCUUGCAGCAGACAAAGUUUCAAGGUAGAAUAAAAAUAGUGGCUAUUAAAAAUAAAUAGAACUUUUGUUAUAGACAAACAAUAGACUGCAACUAAACAAGCAGCUGGGUAGAGAUCUUAUAAAGAACACUUUCCACAAUUACUAAAUUAUAAAAACCUUCUGACUGCUACUAUAUGACCAAUACAAAUGAAAUAACGAUACAGCAAAAAGUUUAGAAUCUAUAGUAAGAAAGGUAUUAAUCCCUUGGAAUGGCAGUUGAAAAGAAUAUACAUGAAAGAAAUAUAUUGGGUUAUCUACAUAGCAAAUGAGAUGCUGUAAGUAUAGCAGGGAAGAAAACAAUAGUUGUAGCACCCCUAUUUAUGUUUCUCAUUUGGAUAGUUCUGAACAAGUAGAAUUAAGGGAGGUAAGAUAGCCCUAUAUAUUUUGGAAUUUGUAGCUGCUGUUGAUGAACGUAAUAUGUGUAAAUAUGCUACUAAUGAAAACAAAUCAAAUAUAGAUCAAUGGAGGUAAAUAGAUUCAUGGGGAGGAGGUGUUCCCCCAGUUAGCAUGGACAUUUGCGAGAACAUUCAAGUGCUAGUGAUAUGGUAGUACUGUUCUUCCGACUGAAGGAAAGCAAAUUCCAAAGAUCAAAAUUUUCUGUCUUCCAUCAAAUCAAGCACAAACAUAGGUGAAAUGCAUCUACUUUGGCAAUCAGCAUUAACGAUAUACAACAUAAGCAACAUACAACAUACGCAGUAGGUGCUCAUACAAGCCAAAGAUUCAAGAACAACAGUAGGCAAGAUGAUUUUGAUGAUUCUCUAAGCAAACUACUGUACUGUAGUGUUCUGUACCUGUCAAAAAAACUCUGGAAUAUUGUAAUUAUAGCUGGAUGGGAAUUUUCUGACAAAACAUUUUUCAUCAGAAAAUGCAAAUUCAUCAAAACAGAAAAUCUUCUUGGGGAAAGAUUGCUUUCAACAUAUCUCCUGGUUUGAAAAAAUGUUGCGGAAAAAAAGUUUUAUAAUUGUCAAAAUUUCCCAUGUAAACAUUUUUUAAAUGAAAUGUUUAAAUUUUGGGUUCAAAAUGACUUUUUAUUUAGAAAUAGUGGUUAAUUUAUACUUUAAAAAUAUUAAAAAGUCAAAAUUGAAAUGAAAUGUUUUAAAUUUGUAUAAAUGAAACCC
This is a messenger RNA of Gopherus flavomarginatus (Mexican gopher tortoise), 6756 nucleotides long. RefSeq names its product formin 1 (gene FMN1). Gene Ontology annotation, biological process: actin nucleation. The coding region runs from base 783 to 4442 and encodes 1219 amino acids. The record is from RefSeq and is a predicted model, not a curated record. Gene Ontology annotation, cellular component: nucleus; cytoplasm; endoplasmic reticulum membrane. Gene Ontology annotation, molecular function: microtubule binding. NCBI's taxonomy places the organism in Eukaryota, Metazoa, Chordata, Testudines, Testudinidae. The transcript is spliced from 18 exons.